Molecule: messenger RNA, 2013 nt
Organism: Aspergillus novofumigatus IBT 16806
Lineage: Eukaryota; Fungi; Ascomycota; Eurotiomycetes; Eurotiales; Aspergillaceae
Product: cell wall cysteine-rich protein
Exons: 3
Coding region: 1-2013 (670 amino acids)
Source: RefSeq, a predicted model, not a curated record
AUGAACCUCCCUCUGGCACUCUUGCUGGCUACUGGAGUACUUCAGGUGGCCUGCCAGCAAGCGUCUGGAUUGCAAAAAGCCCUUGAUUAUCCCUCCCGCCCAAUCACCCUCGAUGACAUUGUCCCGUCCUCUUGGCGUAACCCUACCACGGGCGAAACCGACCUAAAGUGCUGUCCAAAGGGGACCGUGUAUGACGGGACCAGGUGUCUGCUGUAUCAGAAGGACAUCUGUCCCGAGCACAUGAUCUUCGAGGAUGGGAUGUGUGUCCAUACCAACGGGCCACAAUGCCCACCUGGCUUCAAAUAUCAAGACCAUCUAUGCGUGUCCACUCAAGACCCGCUCUGCCCGUCCGGAUCCAACUGGAUAAACGGGACCUGCACGCUGUCGAUCCCUCCCGGUUGUGAUGCUGGAUAUGAGUUCAGUGACGGUCACUGUGUGCACCAAGAAGGUCCUCAGUGUCCACAUGGCUUCUUCCCCGAGAACGAUCGGUGUAUCUCCCGGUCCAAUCCGGAUUGUCCCGGUGGCUUACGGUACGACGGCGAAAGCUGCAUCGCCAAGGAGGGGCCGUCAUGUGGGCGACCGGACCUAGUCGUCCUUGAUGGGAAGUGUGUUUCCAAAGAGCAACCGGAGUGCCCUCCUGGGUACAAGAACGAUGGUUCUCAUUGUCGGCUCAUGCGUGACCCCGAGUGUCCCCCUGGAACAGUGUCUCGAAAUGGGAAAUGCGUGUCUCAAACCCCGCCCACUUGUACAUCGGGCCAUUUCGAGGAUGGGCAGUGUCGAACGGACCAGACGCCCCAGUGCCCUCCGGGGUUGAACUUGGAGAACAAACGAUGCGUGCGCCGAGAGGGCCCCGUCUGUCCCCCUGGAUUCGCUUCAUCCUUCCAUCGACCCUCUCAGACCGGGCGAUGCUGCCCAACGGCUUGGACGUGGGAUGGUUCCUCCUGCAUCCUUAUCCAUACCGAUCCCGCAUCGUGCCCGGAAGGAACUGGGUUCGACGGUGAGAAAUGCGUCAGAGCUCCUCUCGAGCAGCCUCUCUGUGAUCCCCUACUGGAGCUCCGCGAUGGUUACUGCGUAUCAGAAGAGACGCCCGCCUGCGACGUAGGAGUAUGGAAUGGACAGUAUUGCCUGCUCGAUGAAACACCAUACUGUGCGCCUCCUACUCGGUUCAAUGGUGUGGAGUGUGUCUCCACACAGCCCCCGACCUGUCCAGAAGGCUCGCAUGUCCAUGCCGACCACUGCCGUGGCGACAGGCCAGCGAGCUGCCCACCUCCCCUCCGUCUAGUCAAAGAUCAAUGCGUGGAUGCCACAACUCCCGAGUGUCCAACAGGCUUCACUCUCAUCGGGACCGUCUGCCGUUCGGACAAGCUCCCUAAGUGCCCCGAUGGUCAGAUGUACUGGAACGGCAACUGCAUCAUCCCGAUCACCCCCGAAUGCCCGGACGGAUUCCCACCGGUGGGUGAUAAGUGCCUUGCAGACCUCCAGCCGGAAUGUCCCCCAGGCUUCCGAGUCGAGGGCAAGAACUGCAUUUCCACCGAGAGCCCCGAAUGCACAGCGCCAGACGGAAACCGAUGCAUCUCGCUGGUACCACCUCAAUGUCCCGACGGUCUCGUCCCGCGAGGCAGCGAAUGUGUCGCCAAUGAUAACCCCGAAUGUCCUCCGGGAUUCCGUUUCCUGGAUAACCACUGUGUCUCUGAGAAUAAGCCCGAAUGCCCGCCCGGCUCUAACCUCGUCGGCGAGGAAUGUGUCGUUGAGAAGGCCCCCGACUGUCCGCCCGGUACGGAGUUCCACUCUGGGAUGUGUUUGAAGGAUAAUAAGUGCGUCAGGAGGUCGGAGCCCGAGUGUCCUCCGGGUCAGAGAUUCAAUGGAUUCUUCUGCGCGUCCACAGGUGAUCCGCAGUGUCCUGAGGGAACGAGCUAUGAUGGGACGAGGUGUUCCGUUAAUGCCAAUCCUUCUUGUUAUGAGCUGCAAUAUUGUCCCCCUAUUGCUCCAUCGCAAAAUGUCUUGGUGGCAUGA